AUGGCUAGAAAUCGUUUCUUGGUGCAUUUCUUUGCCGUACUGCAUCUGGUGAUCGAUAAGUUGUUAUGUAUGUGCCUCAAGUGGUACUGGGGACCAAGCAAACAACGCUGUCCAACAUUGCAGCGCAAGCAGAUGAUCGUUACGUACAGUGCGGUCGAGCUGGCCCGGAUGAUCCGUACCCGCGAGGUGUCCUGCUACGACGUGAUCAGUGCCUUUAUCGAUCGGUUGAACGAGGUCAACCCGCUCGUGAACGCGGUGCUUGAUGGGCCGUUCAUCGACGCCCUCGAUGAGGCACGCCGCAUCGACGAACGGUUGCAGCAGGGUGCGAUCGGUGAGGCUGAGCUCGCGUCGAAACCGUUCCUCGGUGUACCGUUCACUACGAAAGACAGUACGGCGGUCAAGGACCGGUUGCACACGCUAGGUAUCCUCGCGCGGCGCACUGUGAAAGCGAACAACGAUGCCGAGUGCGUACGGUUGUUGAAGGAGGCCGGUGCAAUUAUCAUCGCGACCACGAGCAUACCGGAAAUCAACCGAUGGCAGGAGACGCGUAACAAUAUUAUCGGUCAGACGAACAAUCCGCACGAUAAUCGACGCACGGUCGGUGGAUCUAGCGGUGGUGAGGGAGCGCUUCUAGCGGCUUGUGGAACACCGAUCGGAUUGGGAACCGAUAUUGGAGGUUCGAUCCGAAUGCCUGCCUUCUACUGUGGUGUGUUUGGCCACAAGCCGACGACGGGCAUAAUAAACACGCGCGGCUGUUCUCUGCGUACGGGCCGUGAACCUUCCACGAUGGUUGUGGCCGGACCGAUGACACGCUAUGCCACUGAUUUGCUGCCUCUAAUGAAAGUGCUCGUAGGGCCGGAAAAGUCAGCCAACCUUCGAUUCGACGAACCGACGGAUGUUCGUAAGCUGCGUUACUUUUACAUUCCCGAAUCUGGGGACAUUAAGUGCAGCGCUGUGCAGCCCCAGCUUCAAAAAGCAAUGGAGCGAGUGGUUGAACACUUUUCACAAAUAGCCCCGGGUGGAGUGCAGAAGAUUACACUUAGCGGAUCGGAUAGAACCACCAACAUGUGGCGCUACUGGAUGACGCAGGAGCCGGCCAAUUUUGGUACGCUGUUGGGCAACGGAAAGCCGCUCAGUCCGUUGGUGGAGCUAGCAAAAAAGCUUACCGGCCGUAGCGAGUAUACGAUGGCGUCGAUCUACUCGCUAAUGGACACGCUGUUGCCACAGGAAAAGGAAGAUGUUAUCAAGGAGCUGACUCGAUGCUGUGAUCAAGAACUGACCGAACUGCUCGGAGAUGACGGGGUGCUGUUUUAUCACAGCACCACCCAUACGGCACCGUACCAUUAUUCGGCGUUCGUGAACGUGUACAACUUCAGCUAUUGGUGCUUGUUCAAUGUACUGCACGUGCCGGCCACCCAGGUCCCGCUCGGACUGGAUGGAGAUGGUUUACCGCUUGGCAUACAGAUUGUGGCCAGUCGUAACCGUGAUCGUCACUGUUUAGCGGUGGCCGAAGAAAUCGAACGUGUGUUUAAUGGACGGAUCCCUCCCUUCAUUGUAGAUUAG
Molecule: messenger RNA, 1563 nt
Organism: Anopheles marshallii
Lineage: Eukaryota; Metazoa; Arthropoda; Insecta; Diptera; Culicidae
Product: fatty-acid amide hydrolase 2-A
Exons: 3
Coding region: 1-1563 (520 amino acids)
Source: RefSeq, a predicted model, not a curated record